AUGAAGAGGAUCAAGACGUGUACCCUGAAGAAAGAUAGGAUAAUAUUUCAGAGAAGAGAGGUCAGCUCCUCUGAACAUAGCUGUGUGCCGCUGUGCAGCUCCUCUCUUAUCCAGUCUGUCAUUCCACUCUUUCCCUGCCGAUGAUGAGCUACGAAAGAAGUGGGUGAUAAUAUCUGGCGAGAACUUCACCAUUGGGAAAAGCUCUAAGGUCUCUGGCAGACAUUUCCUUCCUGAAGAUGUAGUUGAGCCAACUCCGGGAGAGCUGCAUCAUCUGAGGAAGGAGGCAGUGCCUCUUCUUUUCCAUUGGAACAAUUAUGUUCUUCCCUCAAGGCCGAGUGUUUGGGAGAAGAGAGAGAAAUGGCACAUCGACGAUGCAGAGGAUGGUGGAGAUGAAGUUGAUGAUGAUGAUAUGGACUGUGUUCCCAGAACCACAACUACUGUGCAGUACCUGAGCCAGCAGCAGUUGACUUGGCUGUUGACUUGGCCUGGUCUGAACAGGAGGAGUUGCAGAGUGAGAUAGAUAGCUAGGCUUGGGAGAGAGCUGGAAGAGAUAACAACUUCUGACUGUCUUGAUCUGCAGGGUUUGUGGGAUCAGAUGAGGACAUAGGAUUCUACACUAGGAAGGUUGAUGACUCUAAACCAACAUAACUUGUAUUGUAUGGUAUCAAUAGGUAGUUGAUGAUGAAAUGUAUGCUAUUGCUGAGACCUUAUCAGUCCUCUAUUGUUUCAUUCUUCCAACAGAUUUUCCAGUUAUGACCAUCUUGUAGCUUUUUGGAGACUGAUUGAGCCAGCAACUGCCAAGCUUGUGUGCGUUACUCGAGCAGCAAGAGCAACUCAGAGGAAUAAGGUCACUUUUCAAUCCAAGUACUCCGUAAGAGUUUGAUCGUUUUCAAGUAGUAAAUCAGUUGCAACAUUGUGUUAUUAUCAAUAAUCAUUUUCUUGAGAAUGUGAUGUAUGUUAAAUGAAAUACACAAUACAACAAUAUACACUGAGUGUACAAAACAUUAAGAACACCUGCUCUUUCCAUGACAUAGACUGACCAGGUGAAUCCAAGUGAAAGCUAUGAUCCCUUAUUGAUGUCACUUGUUAAUUCCACUUCAAUCAGUGUAGAUGAAGGGGAGGAGACAGGUUAAAGAAGGAUUUUUAAGCCUUGAGACAAUUGAGACAUGCUUUGUGUAUGUGUGCCAUUCAGAGGUAAAUGGGCAAGACAAAAGAUUUAAGUGCCUUUGAAAGGGGUAUGGUAGUAAGUGCCAGGUGCACCUGUUUGUGUCAAGAAUGGCAACGCUGCUGGGUUUUUCACACUCAACAGUUUCCGUGUGUAUCAAGAAUGGUCUACCACCCAAAGGACAUCCAGCCAACUUGGCGAAGCAUUGGAGUCAACAUGGGCCAGCAUCCCUGUUGUACGCUUUCGACAUCUUGUAGAGUCCAUGCCCUGACGAAUUGAGGCUGUUCUGAGGGCAAAAAGUAUUAAUUAGGAAGGUGUUCUUAAUGUUUUGUGUACAUCAAAUACACACACGAUGCAUCCACAGUCAAGCUCCUGAAAGCAUUAUGCUUCCACCUACAAAAUGGCUGUGCAGGCCCUAUAAAACUAAUAACAAUGAUGUGAUAAAAAUGUACAGCAAUGACAUCGAACUAAUCAAUUAUAGUUCACACUGUAUGUUGACUGUGUUUACAGAUACAGACGUUGCAGCAAGUGGAUGAGCUAUUCCUCUUCCUCACACAUCUCGCUCUGGGGUUGAAGGACAGAGACCUGGGCCAACACUUUCACAUCCAUCCCUCUACAGUCAGUAGGAUCAUCAUCAUCACUUGGGCCAACUUCCUAUACACGCUGGAAGUGAAGGCCAACUUGCCGGAGGAAUUUAAAAGCUACCCAGACACGCAGGUCAUUGUUGACAGCACCUCUCUUCUGCUGCAGAGUGAGAUGUUCUCCAACUACAAAUCCCACCGCACAAUGAAGGCAUUAGUGGGAAUAGCUCUUCAUGGACGAUCACCUUUGUGUCCUCACUGUACACAGGCACAAUCAGCGGCAAAGACAUUUUCAAACAGUCAGGCAUCCAACACCUUCUCACGAGGACAUGGCAGUAAUGGCCAACAACGGGUUCCCCAUCAAUGACCUUGUACCAGAGAAGGUCUAACAUCCCCCAUUCCUCUCAAAACAGAACCAAAUACUAACAGCAGAAGUUCAUCAGACAGAAGAGAUCGCUUGCCUGAGGAUCCAUGUGGAGCGGGUGAUUCGGAGGGUUAAGGAGAACAAGUUGUUUGACGCCAACAUUCCCCUAGCUAUUGCAGGAAGCAUCAACCAGCUCUUCACUGUGGCAUGCCUGCUCUCCAACUACCAGUGUAGAGCUCUUGUCAAGAAAUGGGCCAAGGAGGUGUGA
Molecule: messenger RNA, 2378 nt
Organism: Coregonus sp. 'balchen'
Lineage: Eukaryota; Metazoa; Chordata; Actinopteri; Salmoniformes; Salmonidae
Source: the annotation of a GenBank genome assembly